Molecule: messenger RNA, 2508 nt
Organism: Bactrocera neohumeralis
Lineage: Eukaryota; Metazoa; Arthropoda; Insecta; Diptera; Tephritidae
Gene: fd59A
Product: fork head domain-containing protein FD3
Biological process (GO): regulation of transcription by RNA polymerase II; cell differentiation; anatomical structure morphogenesis
Molecular function (GO): DNA-binding transcription factor activity, RNA polymerase II-specific; RNA polymerase II cis-regulatory region sequence-specific DNA binding
Source: RefSeq, a predicted model, not a curated record
AGGAUGGAGCGUGGCAGACGCGGCAGUCGAAACGGAAUCAGAAUUAUUCGAGCUGCAUAAACAUCGGAACGCUGACAAAAGCUGAUAGAAGCAUCAGUGGUUUUGUGAUAAAUAAAUGUUUGGUUAUGUAAAGCGUGAAGCAAAACAGCAGGAAAAGCCAGAAAAAAGAGUCUGGCGAAAAAGUUUCGUUUUCGUUGUAGUUCAGGCAACAUUUGCUAAAAGGAUUCGCGUAAAAUCAGACAAGCGGCGGAUACGUUUACUUUUAAUGCUAGUUAAAACACAUUUUGCGGCGGACAUUAUUAACGGUUUGUCGAGACGACACUAUCGCAGAAACUGUCGAACUGAAUUGAACGGAAAUCGAACGAAUCGUCCCUAAUUUAAAUUAAAUUAACAUUUAAUGGUGAAAUAAACAUAAAAUAUAAUUAAAUGCAAAUGACAUUUUAAAAUAUGUAAAUAUGUAUGCCAAAUCAAAUUAGUUCCUACGAAAAACUGUAAUUCCAAAAGUUCGAAAGUGACUGAUUUGCUUUAGGAGAUGUAUGCCUUAAAAGAAAAAUAAGAUUUGUGACGAAAUGUAUGCAGCAACUUACAAGUAUGCAUAUUAAGUGAAAAAUUAAUGAAGAAAGAAUAAUGAAUAUAAAGAAAGUCAAAGAAAAUUGUGCAAAGAAUAUGAAUAAUAAAAACCAAAUUACUAUAUUUAAAUCGCUUAAAAGACGCAACCGUUAUUGUUUCAUCUAAAAAAGAAGUAAUUAAUAAUAAAUUUAAAUUAAACUCUCCAAUGUCCGCCUGAGUUCUUUGUCGUACAAAUAUAGUAUUGGGUAUGCAUACCUCAGUGGAUUCUGCAAUUGGUUGCAGCAACGCCCAUCACCACAGUCGACUGCAGCUUUCUCCGCCCCGUCAAAAGUUAAGACCCGCCUCCAGUACACACCGCUCAAUUUCACCUCCGUUAACGAUGACAUCUGCAGCUAAUUUGGCGGAGGAAAAAUCGGGCUCCAGCAGUGGUUGCAGUAAUAGUAGUACCAACGACAAUUCCACAUGUGCACCGCUGGUCAAACCGCCCUAUUCAUACAUUGCCCUGAUCACAAUGGCCAUCCUCCAAUCGCCGCAUAAAAAGCUCACACUAAGUGGCAUCUGUGAUUUUAUAAUGUCAAGGUUUGCAUACUAUAAGGAGAAGUUUCCUGCUUGGCAAAACUCCAUUCGUCACAAUCUGAGUCUAAAUGAUUGUUUUAUUAAAGUUCCACGCGAACCUGGAAACCCAGGUAAAGGCAAUUUCUGGACAUUGGAUCCACUAGCCGAAGAUAUGUUCGACAAUGGAAGUUUUCUAAGAAGACGAAAGCGAUACAAACGGCCGCCCGCUAUGCAGAGAUUCCCCUUUCCAGCUGUUUUCGCGAUUUCACCAUUUUGGAUAAGAAAACCGGUUCCGUUAGUGCCAGUUCAUUUUAAUGUUGCAAAUUUUGCCAAUAAUCGUGAUUGCUUCGAUAUGUUGCAUGCACCAACGGAUGUUUUCGAUGCAGCGCGACGGGAAGAGAAAAAGUUCAACUUUUUCGCAGGUGCGGAUGCCCUCGGCUAUCAGAACAACGAAAAAUUCGACACGAUUUGUCAAAAUGUUUCAUUUAUGAGAAAAAACGCAAACGUCCUUAGUGUAAUGGACGAUAUCCAAAAGCAAGAUACUAUUCAGGACAAGUACACUAGAAUACACCCAGUCGUCGGAUCGGCCGCAAGUUUUAUCGAUGAGCAAAAUAAUGAUUGUAGUAAUUUACUUCAAUACAAAGAGUCCAAUAUGUUUGAUGAAAGCGAUGAUUUGUCCUGUGAUAGAAUCGAUGUCGAAAGUUCCAACGAACAUGACUCCCACAUAUCAGACUCAAUUGAUAGCGUUUGUACAAAUAAUAGACUAGAUCCGCAGUUGGAAGGCGAAGAAGUCGGAAAAGACAGUGCUGCCAAUUUAAAAAGAACUUCUCCGUACAUUUUACUAUUUGAAAACUCGGAAAUUUCGAAUAGCUCAACAGCCGGCGCGACCUUCGCAGAGCAGCAUAAAAGCAAUCACAGCUUUGCGGGCCUUAAGGAAGCAGCUUUGCCGGCCAUUAAGUAUAGCGAGGAGGAAUCUUACAAGCCAACGAUAAUACCUUUCGAUUAUGAUAAUGUUAGGUCCACAAAGCACAACAAUGCGAAAGAUUUUCGCAUCGAAACGUUAAUUGGGAAUGUUGAUGAAGUCAGUGGUUAGAAAUGUGUAUCUUAUAAAUUACACAAACAACACUAUUUUAGCGCAACCAAUGUAAAUUUUUCUAACCUACAAAUGUACGAUAUGUUUGCUUCGACAAACUCCAACCUCAAAUAUGUUUAUGUAUGCAGUAAAUUUUAAAAUACGUGUAUAUUUCUUGAAAUUGGUAUUAUGUAAAUGUGAAUGUCGCAAAACAGAUUAAUGUGUUAUGUAAAUUGUACGGUAGUUUAUCAGUAUGAAAUCAAUGAAAUUUACAAAUAAACGAACUAUCCAGUUUUAAAAUUAAAAUUUCA